GUGGGAACUUAAUUGACCUGACUUUCUGAGUUUACUUGGACAGCAAAGAAGCUCCAGAUCCUGCAUCAGAUAGGUGAAAACUUUUGACCUCUGCCUGGGAUCAGAGACUGACUGUGCCCAGUAUGGGGAAAGACACUGACAGCAUCCUGACCUCCUCUGCAAGAUGGUCUUCAGCCAAGUGGGUCCAUGCCAGCUGUUGAAAUACAUGAGGCACAAACCUCCUUCUCUUAGGGUUCAUGAGGAGCCACCUGAGGAGAGCUAAGGUCUUUGUUCUGCCCGAGAGCAUGGAUAAGUGACUGGAAAGGGGACUGGGGCUGUGGGGAUGCACAUCAUGUUGUUCAUGGCCUCUGUCUUCAGACCUCAAAAGUGCACCACUUCUCUCCAAGGUAUUCAGAAGAAGAGGAUUUCAGUUCAUGAGUGUAAAAAGACUAUUUCAGUGUUCAGAUUGACUAACUGUGAGGUCUUGGCUGUAGAGUACAGUUGAACUGAAGAAAUUUUCUGCCUGGAGCCAAAACAAACAGAAAAUCACUAACAGAAAUAGGGUGGGAACCUUCAAACAGAAGAUUUACUGGUUACUGGUUUCAGAGGUGAAGAAAACACAUUUAAAGAUGCUUGUUUACUAUCCAUGUGGUAACCUCUGGACAGCCAGUAAUCCAUUCAUUACCCACACUGAUUGAGUGCAGGAGUAGUGCAGUGGUAACUACUUCACUCAGCUGACGGCAGACGACAAAAGGAGGGAAAUGAUGAAUUCGGAUAAUUUAACCUCCCAAAGCUUCCUCUCUGCGAUUCACAACAAUGCGAGCAAUUUAUUCUCAGGGCUCCAGUUUGUUCAGACCUUCAAGCCACUCAUCAUCCCCUGCUACUCGCUAGUGGUUUUUAUUGGUGUCAUUGGGAAUUACCUUCUCAUCUAUGUUAUCUGCAAGACAAAAAAAAUGCACAAUGUCACCAACUUUCUGGUAGGCAAUCUGGCUUUCUCAGACAUGCUCAUGUGUGCGACCUGUGUACCCCUGACACUCGCGUAUGCCUUUGAGCCCAGAGGAUGGGUGUACGGGCGUUUCAUGUGCUACUUUGUCUUCUUGAUGCAACCUGUGACUGUGUUUGUGUCUGUCUUUACGCUGACUGUCAUAGCUGUGGAUAGGUAUUACGCCAUGGUGUACCCAUUCCGCAGGAGGCUCACAAUCCCUAUUUGUGCUUAUAUCCUGGCUGCUAUUUGGCUGCUGAGCUGUACCUUGGCUGCCCCAGCCUUGGUCCACACUUACCAUGCAGAGUUCCCAGAACUGGACUUCUCCAUCUGUGAGGAGUUCUGGUUCCACAUGAAAAGAGAUCGCUUAGCUUACGCCUACAGCACCCUCAUCAUCACCUACAUACUGCCUUUGGCUGUCAUCUCCCUGUCCUAUCUGAGAAUCUCAGUCAAGCUGAAAAACCGUGUAGUCCCAGGCAACGUCACUCAGGGCCAAGCUGAGUGGGACCGAGCGAGGAGGAGAAAGACUUUUCGCUUGCUAGUCUUAGUGGUGGCAGCCUUUGGAGUCUGUUGGCUGCCUCUGCACAUCUUUAACAUGAUAAAGGACAUAGAUAUUAGCUUGAUUGACAAACAGUACUUCAAUUUUAUCCAGCUGCUGUGCCACUGGUUUGCAAUGAUGUCUGCUUGUACCAAUGCCUUCCUCUAUGCCUGGCUCCAUGACAGCUUCAGGGGGGAGCUGAAGAAAAUGUUUGUAUGGAGAAAAAAGAAAAUUGGACCCACUACAAAUUGCAUUAUGGCCAGUGUGGUGCUGUAAACAAGAGCUGGUGGGAGUGCACUUCCUUCAUAUGAUAACACUGUAAGUCUUCUCCACUGUUAAUUAGUCCUGAUUCCUGACAUUUUGUCCUCAGGGGUCUAUUAUGACAACACAUAGCUUCCCCAGCACCUCCACUCUGACUGGAGAAGGAGAGGCAGACAUCAAGUGCCAGAAAUGUCUUUACUUCUUUUACAGGAGUUAGAGGCCAAGGAGAUGUUAGCACAAUCAGAUACCCUUAUGUAAACUACAGGGAUCCCUCCUGUUUUGGAUAUUGCUGGCAGUAGAGACAUGUGAUCUGGGGACAGGGAGAAGCAAGGAUGAAUAUAAGACCUAAAUAUAUCAGUGAGGAAGUGCUUUGGAUUGGGAAAAAAAAAUAAAUUUGCAUAUCUACCCAGAGUCCAGUCCUUAGCACAGGAUCCAGGGUGGAGGAUUAACAAUAUCCCUGUAGUCCUCUCGGGUUAGGGCCAUGCUGAAGAACUGCCUAAGGCUCUCUGAAAUGCCCUUCCUGAGCAGCUGUCUCAGCUGCAGGCAGGAAACCACCUUAGUAGAUGCUGCUCGGAGCCUCCCUCUGCCAGCUGAGUUGUGCUGGCAGCAGCAGUGUGCAGGGGUGUCCCCACUCCUGAGGGUGUGGGUGGGGUGUGGGCUGAGGGCAUCAGCUCACCCGCACUCCCCCCAAGCUUCUUUGUACAAGUCGACUGGCUCACUUGCAUGCCUGUGGCCCGUGGUGGGGUGUGCUGUGUCUUCCCUGCAUGGUUUCCUCCCUCACUGCCAUUUUCUCCUUGCCGCUGGCCAGGUGGAUGGAGAAGCAGCCUUCGCAGCAGGGCUGCCCACCUGCCCACUAUGGCCAGCCACAUUGGGCAGGGAUCUGUGCUUUGUGCUUUUGUCACCCAGCAUCAUCAUGCAAUCCCAAAGCUCCCGUGUCUUGUGCAGCACAGCAUGUAGCAAUGUGAGAAGCAGUAUGCCAGGAGCAGAAAUAAAACCAGAGUGAUGUUAUUCCUGUGAGGUGCAACUGUGAUGCAGGGUGUGCAACAGCCUGUUUGGUGGAUUUACUGAUGCUGUCAUCAAGGAUGGACACACUGGAAAUGUAAUGUGUGGUGGAAAAUCAUCCAAAUAGGAGGGCAUUAAGACAUACCACCACUUUAUUGACACUGAAUUGUGUUCUUGCCAUGGUCUCAUGUAACCCCAAUUUGCUGACCCUAUUACAAGUCAGCUGCACUGCCAGCCAGAGGAGUGGACGUCGUCACAGCCUGGGCAAUGCUGAGGUGCUUUCCACUCAUUCCUUGAGGAACUGAUUUUGACAUGUGGCAAUGCUGCCAUCAUCUUUGAUCUCCAGAGACAGCCAGAGACUUUGAUACUGUCUUCAGGAGCACUUCUGGAGGUGCCUGUUAAGAGAGAGCGGGUGGAAGAGGCUGUUGACAUUGAGCCGUGUACAAGCAUUGCGUGACCAGUCGAAGAAAAACCUGUUAAAUGGCACAGAGUGGCAAGUGCUCUCUUUUGAAGGAGUCUUUUGGGAAGAAACAAUUUCCUUUGACAUUCACCUUUCAAUCGGAUGAGGGAGUUAGAAGCUAUAAUCAACCUAAUGGUUUCUAGUUUCUUCCCUCCUCUGUCUGAACUGAAAAUGUCUGAGAUAAUAGAUAAGCAUAAAGGAAAAAAUUCUGAAACAAGACAUUUUUUCUGAAGAGGUUUCUUCCAGCCAGCUCAGCCAGAAUCUGGGGUGGCAUGAGGAACUGCCUGGUACUGAGCUGAGAUCAGCCGGAGAAGCAGCACGGUCCAGGGGCAGUUUCUGCCAUGGUCAGCAAUGGCAUCUAUCCGACCACAACUGAGCAUGGCCAGGAAUGUAUGCGCUGCAAGGCACUGCAGACAGUCAAGAGCGGAGAGGGAAGAAAGAGAGGAUGGUUUCUCUUCUUCGUAAAUGUAUUCCUACUGUGAAACUGUGAAUAUCAUUUUGCCCAUCAGCAUUCAGUAAGCUUAAUCUGGUUAAAAAAAUACACAGAUGCGUAUGCACACACUGGGAAAUGCGUUGGAAAAACAUUUGAAAUCCCUUUUCACAAAUUGCCUUAGAAUUUCAAGCUGUUCUGUUGCUAGUAAUAAGGAACUGGAUAUUAGAAGUUGAUUAGAGGCACUGAAUCAAGGAGGUUCUUUUAAAGUGGGCAUUACUUGUGUUCUCUCUGUGAUUAAGUGUAUCUGUCGUGCUUACCUUGAUUUAAAGAUUUGAAUGACCUAUUAAAGCAUGUUUUGCUUUUGCUAA
Molecule: messenger RNA, 4023 nt
Organism: Athene cunicularia (burrowing owl)
Lineage: Eukaryota; Metazoa; Chordata; Aves; Strigiformes; Strigidae
Gene: PRLHR
Product: prolactin releasing hormone receptor
Exons: 6
Coding region: 741-1775 (344 amino acids)
Biological process (GO): G protein-coupled receptor signaling pathway
Cellular component (GO): neuron projection; plasma membrane
Molecular function (GO): neuropeptide Y receptor activity; neuropeptide binding
Source: RefSeq, a predicted model, not a curated record